GGCGUUAAUAAACAUGUCAUUGUAUACGCUGCUCGCAAAAUGACGCUUCCAUCCCGCCUUUCCGCUCUCUCUGCCAACGCCCGUAUUCUAUUGACACCGGUCUCGCGGAGAGUCUGGGCAGACCAUGGACGCUCAAGUAUUCGUGUGGCUGAUAAACCUCAGAGCCAUGAAGGAAGCUCGUCAAAGUUUAGCACUCUUAAUGGGAUUAGGGCUUAUUGUACUGGCCAAGAUUUGUCAAUGAAGAAGUGUGUGCCAUGCAGCUCCAAAGAUCUGAGGCCUAUGACUGAGGAUGCAGCCAACAUUUUGAUCCAACGGGUUCCUGGAUGGAAUCUGAUGAAUGAAGGUGGUGUCCAGAAGCUGCAUCGGUCAUGGAAAGUCAAGACUUUUGUGAAAGGAAUGGAGUUUCUUAAGCUUGUAGCUGAUGUCGCUGAAGCAGAAGGUCAUCACCCGGAUCUUCAUCUUGUCGGAUGGAACAAUGUAAAGAUUGAUAUAUGGACUCAUGCAGUAGGUGGACUAACUGAGAAUGAUUUCAUACUUGCUGCCAAGAUUAACGGACUGAAUCUCCACAAUCUUCUGAGGAUAACACCUGCUAAUAAGUGACUGAUCACAGUUGUAGACGUUUCUGUACUUACUAACUGUGCAACAUGGAUAGUGUACAAACAGAGUGGUUGCUUCUGGUUAGUAAUAAUCAGCAAUCUUUUGUGUUUGCAUGUUGUCGAGAGCGUGUAGCUGAAACCGUGUCUUUCCAGAUUCAAGAAUGAAUGUUGUUGUGUCGUUGAUAUUUCUUGA
This is a messenger RNA of Sesamum indicum (sesame), 789 nucleotides long. Its product is annotated as Transcriptional coactivator/pterin dehydratase. Gene Ontology annotation, biological process: tetrahydrobiopterin biosynthetic process. NCBI's taxonomy places the organism in Eukaryota, Viridiplantae, Streptophyta, Magnoliopsida, Lamiales, Pedaliaceae. Gene Ontology annotation, cellular component: mitochondrion. Gene Ontology annotation, molecular function: 4-alpha-hydroxytetrahydrobiopterin dehydratase activity. The record is from RefSeq and is a predicted model, not a curated record.